Hypoxylon trugodes is the source of this 1224-nucleotide messenger RNA. RefSeq lists its product as uncharacterized. The transcript has a single exon. The coding region runs from base 160 to 963 and encodes 267 amino acids. NCBI's taxonomy places the organism in Eukaryota, Fungi, Ascomycota, Sordariomycetes, Xylariales, Hypoxylaceae. The record is from RefSeq and is a predicted model, not a curated record.
UAAAAGGCCGCAUGUUGAUGGCCCCGACCAUUUCCCAAUGCCGCCAAGCCGUGUAAUCAUGACCGAUGAUGAUGUCGACUCCUCUAUCAUCCCUUACAAUGAUGAUAUUCCCGACGACGAGCAAAAUGUUACCGAUGAUAAUAGUCCAAAAGCGCCGAUAUGGAACUCUGGAAACUUUUCAUCCACAUAUUCCAGGCCACGCCUCUUGACCUCUUUACUUGGGGGACAUAUUACCUGACCAAUGGGCGUGGCGAGACGUUCAGAGCACUAUGCGAGUUACUACCACAUCCAUUUUGGGAUGGGAAAUUGUGGCUUUUACGAUACAUCCUGCAGAAGGCUAUCACAAUGAAAUAUGCGGACCACACAGACCCAUUGUGCCCAUUGAGCCACUCACUUGUCGAAAGUAUCCCUACUCUACGAGAGAGCCCCGUGGAAAGCGGGAUGUCUCAGUUGGAAUUAUCUACAUUCGCCUUGACGUUGUGGGAAAACACCAAACCGGAUUUCGAUCACAAGACAAGUUUAUUACUCGAAAAACUUCGAGAGCCGUGGGUGGAGCAAAAGCCAUACAAAAUGCCGGGAACAAAUAACUAUAAAUUCACGCUAUGGACCGAUGACGUGGUAGCCGUUCGAAAGGCUCUUGAUUCCCUCCACCAAGACGGAAUCUUCGAUCACGACGUGCGCGAGUACUAUACUGGAUAUCUAUGCUCGAUCAAUAAGUGUUGGGAUGAUAUGCCUCCGACUAGUUAUGAAAUAUUGGAGCAAUGGGAUAAGGCGGCCAAGCUUCGCAGGAACGCAGACGUGGAGCGAAAUGAACCGGAUUUUCCGUUGUCAGAAAGGGAUGAACAGAAGAGACUAGGGUAUUGGAAGAGUCCUAAGUGCGACCCUCGAUUCAAGAAAUUUAUUUUCAAGGAGGAGAAUGAUGAGGAUUUAGACCCGGAGAAGGAGGAUUGCAAGGCUCAGUAGGAAGGGAAAUUUGUGGAUUUGUUGUGUUUUAGUGAACCGAGUCAUGUUUGAAUUUUCGCCUGCAGCCAAUUCCUGGGGGUGUACUCUGUGUAGUGUAUAAUUCAGAGCAAGUUUGUUGAGGAAUUCGGAGGAGUAAGUCAUUGGCAGUUAUGAUCCAUCUGGGAUAUCAAGUAUGGAGAAGAGCCUACGUCUCCUUCAGUUUGGCUUCUAGUUAGCCAGAUAGGAGAGUGAAGUUGGGAACAAAGUCUUGGUGCUGAAAGA